Necator americanus (New World hookworm) is the source of this 483-nucleotide messenger RNA. RefSeq lists its product as uncharacterized. Bases 1 to 483 code for a protein of 160 amino acids. The transcript has a single exon. NCBI's taxonomy places the organism in Eukaryota, Metazoa, Nematoda, Chromadorea, Rhabditida, Ancylostomatidae. The record is from RefSeq and is a predicted model, not a curated record.
AUGUCGAGUGACCUCCAACAAACCGCACUGUCCAGGCUUCUACGAAAUCUCUGGGUGCCGUUUGCUACGCUGCGGGAAACAGGCAUCAGAAAUCGCCCUUUCAUCAGUAUCGGAGAUUACACUAUCUACUGUAGCAAUGAUGAUGAUGAAAAGAAGAUAAGCUGCGCAAUAGCUGUGAGGAACGACUACGCCAAUAUGAUGAACGAAGUUGGCUCAACGCAGCUAAGAUGCGAUUUCCUACGACUGCGGGAUCACAGAGGACGCAUAUUCUGGUUCGUGUGUGCCCACGCAUCCACGGAGACCGCUGAAGAGAACAACAAGGACGCUUUCUAUGAUGAAGACAAUGCGUUGAUGUCUAGGAUACCCAGCCAGCAGUUAACCAUUGUCGGAAUCGACGCAAACGCGAAGAUGGGACGCGAACAAAAGUUCGAUUUGUUAGAUAAAUGGUGCUUCCCCGUGAAACAUACGUCAGAUAACCGUUAA